UGUCUUUGCGCGGCGGCGUCCGGUUCGCAUAAUUUUCGUUGUGCGCAUGCGAUUUGGAGUUCGCGUUUUUUCGUUCCGUUUUCGUUUUGUUUCGCGUUUCGGACUUUUGAAGUUUUUUUCGGCAUUUGUUGUUGUUAUUUUUUUUUUUUGGUUUUUGUUGUGAUUUUUAAAAGUGAAACUGACCGACUAAGAGAAAAACCGCUUGGCAAACGCGACAGCAAACCCAUUUGAGGCAGCGCCACAGCCCGGAAGACUAUGCCGCUGGCAUAGCUGAUCAGGCGACGAUCUUAACUGGUCAAUCAAACAAAUCACAUCAGACACAUACACACAUACAGAGCCAUUGAGAGGAUAACUAUCGAAAUGCGCCAGAACAUGAAGCUGCAGCUGCUUGGCUCGCUGCUGUUCAGCGCGCUGCUGGGCUACCUGGGCUCCUCGGUGGCCUUGGCCAAGCCAACGCUGUCGUUUAGCCUGCCGCACGGCCUGCAGGGUUUCCCCUCGUUCCAGUCGUUCACCCAGCAGAUCAUCGAGCAGCGCAGCUUGCGCCAAAUGAAGACGUACAGUGGAAAGCGCGUGAGCAACGAUUCGCUGAUUAUGAUUUACUAUCACGACCUGACCAUAGCCGUCACUGAGCUGGGCCCACAGAAGCUGCUGCUCGGCUGCGAGCUGAUCGAGAUCUACAACGAGAAGGAGGGCAAAAUGCUGCUCGACGGCCUCGCCCAGUACAAUCGACCGCUGGAGAUCAAGUUCGAGGAGAUGCUCAAGCUGAUGGACCAGUGCGAGCACGUCGACAAGCUGAGCUACGCCUCCAGGCUCAAGUACAAGUCCAGCGACCAGGGCUCUGAGCGCAGCAGCGGCAGCGAGUCGAGUGCUAGCGUCUCGGCCAAUGGCAGUGCCGGUGGCUCAGCGAGUCAGGAUGGCGUCACGCUCAAGCUGGCCGCCAACAUCUUUCCGCGCAGCCCCUUCUCGCUGCUGAGCGGCAUCAUACCAGGCACCAAGUGGUGCGGCACUGGUGACAUUGCCGAAACGUACAGCGACCUGGGCAGCGAGAUGGAAAUGGACCGCUGCUGUCGCCAGCACGAUCUGUGCCCCGUCAAGAUACGCGCCUACCAAAACAAAUACGAGCUCAUGAACGACUCGCUCUACACAAAAUCUCACUGCAUUUGCGAUGAUAUGCUGUUCUCGUGCCUGAAGAUGACCAACACGUCCGCCUCGCAGCUGAUGGGCUCCAUUUACUUCAACCUGGUGCAGGUGCCCUGCCUGGAUGGACGCAGCAAUAAAUAUAAGUUCCGUGCGGCCAAAGAAGGUUUCUAGGCGGAACUUUCACAAAAGUUUUUCAUAUUUAACUUCACCCUCUUCUGUUUUUUUUUUCGUCCUGUCGUUGUUAUACCCUGCAGCCAUAGCGAGUGUGUAUUGAGGGUAGAUAUGCUCGUUCUUCUGUCUAUCCGUCUGCUUCGUCCGUCCUCCUGUGAGAGCUUAAGGGUUUCUCUCUAUUGCUAUACCAUUUGAGAUAGACCUUGAAAUUUCGAGGAAUCGAUAAAUAAACUAAACUUUUCUAGUUUCCAUUUUAGAUAGAGCUUGAUCGAUAACUUUCGAUAUUUUUCUUAUCUACCGAGAGAUAUUGCUAGAGAAUUUAGACCUAUUUGGUGCACAGCAUGGCAUUCAGGGUAUCUCUUAGUCGGACCCACUCGACUAGAUCUCCCCCUACUCUCCGCUUUUCUUAACUAUUUGACUUUUUGCGGGCUUGUACAUAUCAAUAUUUUGGGCGCUACUUCAAUUAUUUAUUAAACAAAUAAAAACUAUUUAGGUAUACGAAGGCGUCAGGCCACA
Drosophila arizonae is the source of this 1827-nucleotide messenger RNA. RefSeq lists its product as uncharacterized. NCBI's taxonomy places the organism in Eukaryota, Metazoa, Arthropoda, Insecta, Diptera, Drosophilidae. Gene Ontology annotation, biological process: arachidonate secretion; phospholipid metabolic process. Gene Ontology annotation, molecular function: A2-type glycerophospholipase activity. The record is from RefSeq and is a predicted model, not a curated record.